CUAACCAGGAGGAGGAGGAGGAGGGAGGAGGAAGCAGCGGCGGCGGCGGCACCAUCUCCGCCGCAGCCCGAGCCCGGGCGGCGGCUGCGUCGUUGUCUUCUUCGCUCGGCGACGCCUCUUCACCGGCGGCGGCGGCGGCGGCGGGAGCUGGGCUCGGGCAUGCAGCUGCAGUGAGGCGCCGGGGGCGGCGGGGGGAGGGGGCAUGGAGGACGACCUGGCUUCCGAGGAGGACACCCUGCUGCUUUCGGAAAAAGAGCUCCACGAUGCAGCCAAACGAAAUGACACGAGGCACAUGGAAGAACUGAUCAAGAGAGGGGUGGACGUCAAUGCCAAGAAUCAUAUAGACCGGACCGCUCUUCACUGGGCCGCAGGGGCAGGGCAUGAGCAUGCAGUGCGGCUUCUGCUCGACCACGACGCCUUGGUGGACGACGAGGACAUUUUUGGGAUGAGUGCGCUUCUCUUGUCCGCUUGGUUCGGCCAUCUGCGUGUUCUUCAGAUGCUCGUAAAUGCUGGCGCCAAAAUCAGCCGUGUGAACAAGAAUGGCCGCAACCUGCUGCAUUGUGCGGCCCAGAGGGGUCACCUCAGAGCGAUCGAGUUCAUUGUGGAAGACUUGGAGGAUGUGCGGCUGGAUAAGAAAGACAAGAUGGAUAGAACCGCCUUUCACCUGGCUGCGGAAAACGGGCACUUGGACGCGGUGGAGUUCCUGAUUGGCUGCAGAUGCAAUUUCAGAAUCCAGGACAAGGAGAAGAAUACGGCCCUCCAUGUAGCUGCGAAGAACGGCCAUACUGAGGUAGUCCAAAAGCUCAUAGAAGUCGGUAUGAACCUUGAGGAGAAGAACGUGGAAGGGUUGACCUCUCUGCACUUCGCUGUUGAAGGGGGACAUCUUGACGGCGUGAGGCUCCUCUUGGAAGCAGGGUGUGAUGUUAAUGCCCAAACGCAGAAAAAGAUGACCGGCCUCCAUUAUGCUGCGAUGAACGGCUCUGAAGAGAUGGCCAGAGUCCUGAUGGAGGCUGGGAUCCAGACCGAUGCACUGAAUUAUCAAAACGCAUCAGCUAUGCAUAUCGCGGUGCUACACAACCAUCCAGCCAUAGUAAAACUUCUCAUCGAUGCUGAAUGUGACCUGGAUAUCCCUGAUUACAGGCAGCAAAGCCCUCUUCAUAUCGCUGCAGAGCACGGAAGACAAGAUAUUGCUGAGAUGGUCCUUAUUGCCGGGGUGAACUUGAAACGAACAGACAAGCAAGGGAAGACAUCCCUGGAUAUCGCUGCUCGAGGCAACCACAUCAACAUGGCAGACAUGAUCAUCAAAGCAGACAGGUUUUAUAAAUGGGAGAAGGAUAACCUGAACAGCGACUCAGACUCCUGGGUAGCCAAGCACUUAACUUUCAAGCAAGACCACCGCUUGGAGACACAGCAUAUCCGCUCAGUCCUGUGGAGGCUGGCCACCAAAUACCUCCGUCCCGGCGAGUGGAAAAAGUUGGCGCAUUUCUGGAAGUUCACUGAGGCCCACAUUCGAGCCAUUGAACACCAGUGGGCAGGAACCAAAAGCUACCGGGAACACGGCCACAGAAUGCUGCUGAUAUGGCUUCAUGGAGUGGUCAUGGCUUGCGAAAACCCAACUAAAGGACUUUACGAAGGCUUAGUGGGAAUUGGGAGGCAAGAUUUGGCAGGUAAGAAGCUGACUUUCUUUGGUUAA
This is a messenger RNA of Sphaerodactylus townsendi, 1693 nucleotides long. RefSeq names its product ankyrin repeat and death domain containing 1A (gene ANKDD1A). Gene Ontology annotation, molecular function: protein binding. The record is from RefSeq and is a predicted model, not a curated record. The coding region runs from base 203 to 1693 and encodes 496 amino acids. Gene Ontology annotation, biological process: signal transduction. The transcript is spliced from 14 exons. NCBI's taxonomy places the organism in Eukaryota, Metazoa, Chordata, Lepidosauria, Squamata, Sphaerodactylidae.